UCUCUCUCUCUCUCUCUGGUACACACUAGAAAACCAUAGCCAAAGCUCGCCAAGGAGUGAACCUAGACGGUGGCGCCGAAAGGGAGACAUCAGAGAAAAUGGCGGACAGCAAGGCGGUGACAAUCCGAACGAGGAAGUUCAUGACAAACCGGCUUCUCUCCAGGAAGCAGUUCGUCAUUGAUGUUCUACAUCCAGGAAGACCCAAUGUAUCCAAGGCCGAGUUGAAGGAAAAAUUGUCAAGGAUGUAUGAGGUGAAAGAUCCGAAUUCCAUCUUUGUGUUCAAGUUCAGAACCCAUUUUGGAGGGGGCAAAUCAACUGGUUUUGGUUUGAUCUAUGAUUCUGUUGAGAACGCCAAGAAGUAUGAACCCAAAUACAGGCUCAUCAGGAAUGGCCUGGAUACCAAGGUGGAAAAAUCGAGAAAGCAGAUGAAGGAGAGGAAGAAUAGGGCAAAGAAGAUCCGUGGUGUAAAGAAGACAAAGGCUGGAGAUGCUGCCAAGGCUGGGAAGAAGAAAUAAGUUUCAAGAGUUUUGUGGUCAAUUGUGUGGCAGGAUCCAAAAAACAAGGAAUGAUUAUUGCUGCAUCCAAUUUCCAUAUCUGAAUACCGGUCUCAUUUUCUUUUUCUUUUUUUUUUUUUUUCAAUUUCCUUGGUGAAUGACACCUCUGGUGUUCAUCAUGCCCGAUACAAGUCUCAUUUACUUGUACUGACUAGAGUUGCAAAUUGAUAAUUUUGGUUUAGAGUUGGCAUGAUUAUAUAUUUUUUUCUCCGUUGGUACAUGCCAAUGGUCUCUGGACCAUAUUUGUGCAUCAAUUGAAUUCGAAUUAGGUUCUUAGGCUUUUCAAAGUGGUUGACAAGUUUUGAUUCUUGGUGAUUUUACCUUCAUUGCAGACUGGAAAGUAUUGCCUCUUACAUAUCAACUCUGUUGUCUUUGUUUUCCUUGAAGUAAGAACUUCAGAUUCUUCUGUCCAGCUAC
Molecule: messenger RNA, 971 nt
Organism: Ilex paraguariensis (yerba mate)
Lineage: Eukaryota; Viridiplantae; Streptophyta; Magnoliopsida; Aquifoliales; Aquifoliaceae
Source: the annotation of a GenBank genome assembly